CUGCACCUAAAAUCCGAUUUCAAUUAAACCUGAGAAGUUACCACUGUCGUUUUUCUUGGUUAUUGCAGAGUUCGGGGACGAAGAUGAAUUCUCCAUUCUCGCCGAUCCUGCUGAAAAGCACCUCAUCCAUGUCACUACACGAUCGCUUCACCUACAUGCUGCAGAAUAAGCAGCCUUUGCUGGUGGACAUCGACAAUUCAAUGCCCCAGGUCCAGGCAGCUUCACUGCAGAACCAGCACCUGGCUCAGCAGUUGGCCAACCGGCCCUCAGUUCUGGCAGCCCUGCAGAACAGAUCGAAUCUGAAACAGCGUCUGGGUAAAAGGAACGUUAAGGCGAGACUUGGCAGGCCGGUGAUGAGGGGAGAUUUUCACGGUACGACUGGGUUCUGGGGGAAACCGAGAGGAAGAGGAACACUACUCAGGAAUUUACCACAGAAAGGUAUGAGCAGAUUACACGUCUCGGGUUUAGUGGUGCACGGGGGCCUGAUUUCACCACAGGAAAGCGUUUACAGGAGCGGAGAGCAAGUGUUGCAGAGCAGAAGAUAUACAGGAGCGAUGAGAGGAAGAGGUCGCGGCUGGGCCGCAGGACGAGGCAGAGCAGAGGGUCGGCCUCUCCCCACUCGAGAGCAGCUGGAUGAGCAACUGGACGACUACAUGUCCAUGACCAAGAGUCACCUGGACGCCCAGCUGGACGAAUACAUGGCUGAAGUGGACUCGGAGGACGUGCUGUAACGAGUCCGUCAGCUUCCUCGGGACCUUAUUUCGCGGCCUGAUCGAAAAUGUCGGGCGUUGAUCUGAGAAUUAAUCUAUUGCUGACGUGUUCGCACGCCGGGUCGGCCAUCACGCUCCGUAAAUAACAACCUUAAUCAGGGGAGCGGCAGGCGGUUCAUUAUAGUCUGAUGCAUCGAUUCAGUCCGGCUGAGAAAUAAGGCCUGUUUGUUAUCAGUUCAUUGUUGAAGUAAAUUUACCACAGACUGCAGGACUUUCUUUCAAUUCUCAUCAUUUAACACAUUUAAUACCGCGGUGUGCUUGGCUGACUGAAAAAUCAGGAACCGUAAAAUGUGUUAUUUCAAAAUACACUGAUCAGCCAUAACAUUAAAACCACCUCCUUGUUUCUACACUCA
Messenger RNA from Trichomycterus rosablanca, 1123 nucleotides. RefSeq names its product chromatin target of PRMT1b (gene chtopb). The record is from RefSeq and is a predicted model, not a curated record. Bases 84 to 731 code for a protein of 215 amino acids. Lineage: Eukaryota; Metazoa; Chordata; Actinopteri; Siluriformes; Trichomycteridae. The transcript is spliced from 6 exons.